Brachypodium distachyon (stiff brome) is the source of this 1878-nucleotide messenger RNA. Its product is annotated as transcription factor bHLH19. Gene Ontology annotation, molecular function: protein dimerization activity. The record is from RefSeq and is a predicted model, not a curated record. The transcript is spliced from 4 exons. NCBI's taxonomy places the organism in Eukaryota, Viridiplantae, Streptophyta, Magnoliopsida, Poales, Poaceae. Bases 154 to 1131 code for a protein of 325 amino acids.
GAGAGGCCUAAUGUGAGCAAAUAUUACAGCGACAUCAGACUAGCAGGCUGGAGGGGAAUGAUGGGAUGGAUACCUGCUACUGCGCUAUAAGUUUAUACCGGCUAGUGGGUUGGAUGGAUUGUCCAUAUCAUCUGCAGAAGGAUUUAUGCGAGGAUGUCAUAUCAGCAGCAUAGAUUGCCCAGACGGACGGACGGCAUGGACGACUCGAGCCUGUUCAUGCAGUGGGCUGUGAACACGCUGCAGCAGGAAGACCCAGAAGCCGUCGCCCAUGACGGCGGCAGCGAGAACGCCUUCACUUCUCUCCCUGGGCUCUGCGAUGCCUCUGCUUCGCACGCGGGCUCCUUGGUCCAGGAACCUACGGAAGCAAUUGAAAGCUGGGCGGCCGGCUUGGACGCGGCCAUGGAUCAGCAAGGCGGCUGGUCCACGUCCCCGAACUCGGGCGGGCCGCCCGAGCCCAGAAGCAUCAGUAUGGGCCGCGGCGGCCCUGCCAACAACCAGCCCGCCAUGAGCUGGAGCUUCAACGCCGCCGCCGCAGCUUGCGAGCGCGGUGUGCCGGAGAUGGCGCCAAGGAGGGCCGCCCGCUCGUCGUCGUCGCAGGGCCACAUCAUGGCGGAGCGGAAGCGCCGGGAGACGAUGAACCAGCGGUUCAUCGAGCUCUCCACCGUCAUCCCCGGCCUCAAGAAGAUGGACAAGGGGACGAUCCUUACCGACGCAGCGAGAUACGUCAAGGAGCUGGAAGAAAAGAUCAAGUCCCUGCAGGCGUCCAGCAGCGACCGUAGGAUGAGCAUCGAGUCCGUGGUGCUGAUCGCGCCUGACUACCAAGGCUCUCGGCCGCGGCCGUUGUUCUCUGCGGUUGGGACUCCGUCAAGCAACCAAGUGCCGGAGAUCAAAGCGACAAUCUCGGAGAACAACGUGGUGGUGAGGAUUCACUGUGAAAAUGGCAAGGGACUGGCCGUGAGGGUGCUCGCCGAGGUCGAGGAGCUGCACCUCCGCAUCGUCAACAGUAAUGUCACGCCCUUCUCGGCGUCCACCGUGAUCAUAACCGCCAUGGCAAAGCUGGACGAGGGCUUCACCAUCAAUGCAGAGGAGAUAGUAGGAAGACUCAACUCCGUACUACAUAAUCAUAGUUAGCGUUUGUAGCAGCAGCAAGCAGCCAUGAUGCCGAUUGCAUGGAAGAUAUCUACGAUGUUCUGAGCGGAUGGUGGAUUGGUGGUCAUGCAUGUGAGAUUAGAGUUUAUAUUCACCACAUGCAUAUGUCUUCAAGUGAGCUGCGGUACAGCAUGGAUGGACAUAUAGAUCAUGCGGUACAGCAUGGAAGAUAUCUACGAUGUUCUGACCGGAUGGUGGAUUGGUGGUCAUGCAUGUGAGAUUAGAGUUUAUAUUCACCACAUGCAUAUGUCUUCAAGUGAGCUGCAUGCCUUGGCUUGAUCUUCACCAAGACACCAAUCCUAUUCCUAGGAUAUAUUUGUGUGUACCUUAGGCUGGUCAUAGUGGGAGUAACAUAACUAGUAUCAUGCAUUGCCACAUAAGCAUUGGGAUGAUGUGUCAUAGCAUUAAAUUAAAUAGAUGGUAGUGAUAUCAUAACAUGAUACCACUAACAUAGCUUUUCUCAAAGCACAAUGUGUCUUGUAAAACAAUAAAUGAAGGCUCUAUGAAACCGUGCUUAUAGUAUUAUGAAUUAUAUGAUACCAUCUCUAUGCUACUCCCAUUAUGACCAGCCUUACUUGCAUUGUGCUCGAGUGAAAAUAAGACUCAUCUCGCCCCCUUGUUUUGGAAGGAGAAUAAUUGGGACAACCGAGACUAAGAUGACUUGGUCUGAUGUGCUAAGCAUGUUACCAAAAUUAACAACUUUCUUUACAGGCCGAACAAUAUUUUGCA